Molecule: messenger RNA, 1677 nt
Organism: Stylophora pistillata
Lineage: Eukaryota; Metazoa; Cnidaria; Anthozoa; Scleractinia; Pocilloporidae
Source: RefSeq, a predicted model, not a curated record
AUGGAGCAUAAUCACCAAUAUGUAUACGGCAGAAAGGUUACCCUGUGGACAGACCACAAGCCUUUAGAGAUAAUCGCCAAGAAACCUCUGGCUGCAGCUCCAAAACGUCUACAGCGUCUUAUGAUGAGAUUAACGCAGUAUGAUGUGGAAAUCAAGUACAGACGUGGCCCUGAGAUGUAUCUUGCCGAUACACUUUCCAGAGCGUACUUGCCCCAGGAACACCACCCAGGAAAGGCAGAUCAAGAAGUGGAGAGGAUCCAUUCUGUAAAUUUCCUAUCAAUAUCUGAGCCACAGAUCCAAGAAAUCCGCGAAGAAACUGCCAAAGAUCCUGUCUUGCAGACUCUUAAAGCAACGAUUCUGAAUGGUUGGCCUAGCCAAAGAAAGGAACUACCUCCUGAACUGCAUGAGUACUUCAAAGUCAAGGACGAGUUGGCGACACAAGAUGACAUUAUUUUCAAGGGUCCCAAAUGCGUUAUCCCGAAAAGUCUAAGACCCAAGAUCAAGGAAAAGCUCCACCGAUCCCACAUCGGUAUUCAAGGUUGUUUAAGAAGAGCCCGUGAAGUGGUGUAUUGGCCCAACAUGAACAGAGAAGUGACAGAAUUUAUCUCAAAAUGUGAAACCUGCAACACCUUCCAGUCUGCCCAACAGAAAGAGCCUCUUAUUUGCUAUGAAAUCCCACAGCAUCCUUGGGAAAAGAUUGGUUGUGACAUCUUCACAUUUAAUAAUCAAGACUACCUGUGUACCGUCGAUUACUUCUCCGAUUAUUUUGAGAUUGAUGAGCUACGCAAGUCAAAGACAAGUGCCACAGUGAUUGGAAAGCUCAAGAAACGUUUUGCCACCCAUGGAAUUCCAGAUACAUUCCACAGUGAUAAUGGUCCACCCUUUUCUUCAAAUGAGUUCUCAGCCUUAGCAGCAAUGUACGAGUUUGAACACGUCACCAGUUCGCCGGAGUAUCCGCAGAGCAACGGCAAAGUGGAAAAUGCAGUUAAAACAGCAAAAAGCCUGAUGAAGAAAUCUGCUAGUACAAACUCGGAUUUUCAGCUUGUAUUGCUAGAUUGGCGAAAUACACCAACAGAAGGUAUGAAGAGUUCAACAGCACAACGAUUGUUCAGCAGGCGCACAAGAACACUGCCGCCGACCUCGAAGAAACUCUUGAAACCCCAGUUAGUCACAGAUGUUAGAGAGAGGAAGUCACAGAGGAAAGAAGUUCAGACACGUUAUUACAAUCAAAAUGUCAAAGAACUUUCCAGCCUCAUAAAAGGUGAUGUUGUACGUCUGAAACCACAAGUCUCUGACGGAAAGCAGAGAUGGACAAAGGCACAAGUUGAGCAACAAGUAGAUGUCAGAUCCUACGCCAUUAGAACAGAAGAUGGCAGGUUGUUCCGAAGAAACCGGAGACAUCUUCGGCAGUCCAAGGAACCGUUCAUGCCGAAGGAUGGGGACAUUGAAAAUCCAACUCCAAUUCUGAACAGUCCACCAACCAAAGCCAGCACAGAAACCUUAUCAGGAGAAAACAGCACAGGACUGCCAACAACACUCUCCAGAAACCAACCAGGGCCAAGAUCAUCAGCUACCCGUCCAGCCCCAUUGACUGAGUGCCAAAAGAGCAAUGUGGUCACACGCAGCGGACGCUUUAUUCGUCCCCCUGGCUACUUAAAAGACUUUGUUCAGACUUAG